AGUGAAGAGCUGGGCUUGUUGCUGCCUCGCCAUCCUCUGCUAACAACUAGCUGGAUGUAACGUUGACCAGCAGUCUUCACGCAUUCCUAAAGCUCAAUUAUCCUCUUUGCGUAUGUUUUAAUGUGAGUUUAUACAUCUCAGCGAACGUCCAGAGGACUACACUGAAGAUGCAGUUCAUGCUGCUGUUCAGCCGCCAAGGAAAGCUGCGCCUCCAGAAAUGGUAUGUGCCUCUCUCUGACAAGGAGAGGAAGAAGAUCUCCAGGGAUCUAGUUCAGACCAUCCUGGCAAGGAAGCCCAAAAUGUGCAGCUUCUUGGAGUGGAGGGACCUGAAGAUUGUUUACAAGCGAUACGCCAGCCUGUAUUUCUGCUGCGCGGUGGAAGAUCAGGACAAUGAGUUGAUCACCCUGGAGAUCAUCCACCGAUACGUGGAGUUAUUGGACAAAUACUUUGGCAGUGUGUGCGAGCUGGACAUCAUCUUUAACUUUGAGAAGGCCUACUUCAUUCUUGACGAGUUCUUGUUGGGCGGCGAGGCCCAGGAAACCUCCAAGAAGAAUGUGCUGAAAGCUAUCGAGCAGGCAGACCUGUUGCAGGAGGAAGCAGAGGCCCCAAGGAGUGUUUUAGAAGAAAUUGGGCUGACAUAGGCUUCUCCUUAUCAGAACCAACGCUGGCACAUCUUGUCCUUUCCCGUUUACUGUCAAGUGUCGUCUUUGUAUGUUCGUGCUGUAUUUGUAAUCAACAUGUCUGUGCUGUAGUCUUCUGAACUUUGCUCUCUUGUAACGUCCCGUGACUGUGGUAGGUGCUAAGUGUGGUUUGAUUAUGCGAUUCCUCUGUAGCAGCUCAGUCAUUUUAAGUGCAACAUCUCUGACCAAUGUAGCAACAUGAACAAAGCCUUGGUUUCAAUUACAGUGUUAAAUCAAUCAUCCUUCCUGUUCUUCAGCGACAUCUAAAAGUUAUUCAAGUAAUUUAGCUUUUUGUACGUCGAGUUGGUAUUUCAUUCUUGUACCGCAUGUUAAAAAAAAUGGGAUUGUAGUUGUCAAUUUCAUUUAAUUAAUACAAAACUUCACAUAAAGACAAUUUUAAAGGAUCCACUUUGUUUUCAGGUCAAAAUGUGUUGUUUCUGUGUAGUGUUGUUUGUUAAACUUACAUUUUUAUCUUGUAGUUACGUCCAGGGAGAAAUGAAGUCCCUACUAAGGUCUGAAAAGUGACCCAAAUAAAAAUAGCUCUAUUUUCUUUACAAUAAUGCUUUGGUUUACAUUUAAAUCUAUGACCAAAGAACUGUGUUUUACCUUACAAAUGGUGUCUAUAGAAGCCUAAUGUGACAAAAAAGGGGAUCUAAUAUUGUUAGAUUGUUGAAGCUAAGUAUAUUUUUCAUUUCAAUCAAAUGAAAGACACUAUUAAUUGUCCACUUGUUCGUAUGCAGCAGUAAAAACAUUUGGAAUGUAUUGUUCCUGAAUCAGAAAAGUCCAACCACAUGGUGUUAAACAUUCAGUAUUAAUCCAACAUAUCAAGUAGAUCUUUUAAUUUUACAAAAGACCCCACUUUUGUAUUCACCAUCCUAUUGACAUUUAUAUAUUUUACAGUAUUUACCAAUAAAUGUCUU
Molecule: messenger RNA, 1600 nt
Organism: Corythoichthys intestinalis (scribbled pipefish)
Lineage: Eukaryota; Metazoa; Chordata; Actinopteri; Syngnathiformes; Syngnathidae
Gene: ap1s2
Product: adaptor related protein complex 1 subunit sigma 2
Exons: 5
Coding region: 168-641 (157 amino acids)
Biological process (GO): intracellular protein transport; vesicle-mediated transport
Cellular component (GO): intracellular membrane-bounded organelle; AP-1 adaptor complex; membrane coat
Molecular function (GO): clathrin-cargo adaptor activity
Source: RefSeq, a predicted model, not a curated record